Molecule: messenger RNA, 4937 nt
Organism: Neocloeon triangulifer
Lineage: Eukaryota; Metazoa; Arthropoda; Insecta; Ephemeroptera; Baetidae
Gene: REPTOR
Product: protein CREBRF homolog
Exons: 10
Coding region: 420-2228 (602 amino acids)
Biological process (GO): regulation of transcription by RNA polymerase II; response to unfolded protein
Cellular component (GO): nucleus
Molecular function (GO): DNA-binding transcription factor activity, RNA polymerase II-specific; RNA polymerase II transcription regulatory region sequence-specific DNA binding
Source: RefSeq, a predicted model, not a curated record
UGAACGAAACGCGAUUGAUCUUUUUCUUCUCAUGUGACCUUUAGUAGAGUAAUUUCCUCGUCCGAGUGAAUAAUACGCGCCCGAAAGCAGCUGAAUCCAGUUAAUUCUGGCCCGAUUGCGACCGAGGGAGGCGAAUCCGAGUAGCACGACGGUUGUCACCGCACUUUGGCGUGGCGAAACAUGUGAAUUGUGAUCGAGACCACUGCACCACACCAGCCCCACGACUCGCUCGCUGCAGUUUCUAGGCAGGACUUGCAUCAUCCUCGCGCUUUGUUGAUAUUCCACGUUUACACGUGAUCGAUCGUACUGGACACUCAUCAGUGCUCUCGAUUCGUCGCCACUGUUCGGUUCCGCCCGAAAAGCGCUGGAAAUCAUCAUCGAAGAGGACACGGAGCCAACUAAGUGAUAUUUGGUUUCAGAUGGCAGACCCCAUGUAUGGGGGUGGCGAAAUGUUUUUCCUGGACUCGCCAAUCAAGCAAGAGCCAGGCACCCAGAUGGACUCGCAGCUGAACAACCCUCUCGGCAUGCCCAUCCCCAGCAGGCGUGGGGGAGGCCGUUCAGGUCUUGCGGAGUUCAACUACGAUUUGGACGAGGCUCUGGCCUUGGGCGCCCUUCCCAGUCUCGGCACGGGCACCAUCAACCUCAACGCCAACCAAACUGGAAACUUUUUUUCGAACCAGUUGAACCAGGACAUUUCCCUGACACAAGCUGUGACCGGAAACUACAAUUUGGACUCAAAUCCAAUGGGACCCUCUGUUUGGGUUUCUCUUUGCGGGGACACUUUCAAAAUGGACGAAGAGGAUGACAUUCUGCAGAUGGAAUGCUUCCAGGUGGACAAGGCUGAUUUGAUCCAGGGCCCAACUUUGGCCGAGUUGAACGCAAAUGACGAAACUUUGUUGGAAGACUUGAGUUUCGACGACCUCAUCUUGCCAGAUGACUCAGCCCUUUUGAGCUCCAUCACCGACUCCAAUUCGCAGACCGCCUCCUUCCCGUCCUCGUCAGGACAGUGCUUCAUGAAGGAGGCUACUCAACUUUCCUCCAGCAUGCCAGCCAGUCAAAAUCUUUUUGUUGGUAUUCCGAGCCCUGGUGGGCAACAGACACCUCUGGUCCUUUCACCAAGGUCGCCAGCCAGGCCUGGAUCUUCAAACAGCAGCACCGGCAGACACAGUACCCUUCACGAGUUGCUCAUGCGCAGGAAUGAUCCUGAUCAUGCAAGUCAGCUGAGCCCUGGCAGUUUCAACUUACUGGCCUCCACUGCAGGCCCCAGCACCUCAUCCAUGUCUCGUCUUUCGUCCUCGGCACCCACACAUCUUGGUUUUGACCAAAUCUGGCAGCGCCGUGAACCGAGGCAACACCUGCUCUCCACUGGCUCUCUGGUGGAGGCAGGUUCCACGUCGUCUCUCUCCACAGGUGGCGUGCUCAGUCCCGCUUCCCACGAACUCUCCCACGAUGAAGGUUACUCGGAAGAUGACAGUGACCACUAUGACGACUUCUCCUCUGAUGGAGACACGUUGUUGGGUGAAACCAGAAAAAUUUUGUGUUUAGAAUCAAGUGACGCCGAGGGAGGCAGCUCUGGUCGUGGAGGCCGCCCCAAAGGAUCAAAGAAGGAGCGGUUCUUUUGGCAGUACAAUGUGCAAGCCAAAGGACCCAAAGGACAACGCCUGGUGUUGAAGACCAAGCAGGAAGACCCUCAUUGCUUGAACGAAGUCACUGACCCCGUCUUUAGUCCUAGUUGCAGUGUGAGGGGCAUCAAACACAGUGGCAAAGCGAGGAAAGGUGAUGGCAACGAUCUGACUCCCAACCCUAAGAAACUGCACAGCAUUGGAAAAGAACUGGACAAACUGGGCAGGAUCAUAAAUGACAUGACCCCAGUCAGUGAGCUUCCUGUCACUGUGAGGCCAAAGUCAAGGAAGGAGAAGAACAAGCUUGCUUCUAGGGCUUGCCGUUUGAAAAAGAAAGCACAACACGAGGCAAACAAAAUCAAGCUUUUUGGCUUGGAGAAUGAACACAAACGCUUAAUUUCUGCCAUCCAACAAGCAAAAAACAUGGUAGUGACCAGUUACAGCAACGAUUCCAAGGAAGUCCGAGAGGAAAUUGCCAGGAAUGUUGAGAAGACGAGGCGAAUGGCCCUGAGAACACACAUUGCUGGAGUUUCGACUGAUUACGUGAACACCAUCUUGGAAAAAGUGAAGUCUGGCGUGCCUGGCGCGGGCCUUGAGGAGAUAUGAGAUGAGGCCAAGCCUCCUUCGAGGAGGCGGGCGCAGUCGCUGAAAAUUGUGCCGGAGUGAAGGGGACACAUCUAGUCUGGUCAGCGCCUGCUGCCCCUUUUACUAUUAAGGAGUUGAAUCACAACAGUGCACCAAACCUCAGAAGAAGCUUGUCGACAGAUGAAGAAGUAACUAUUCAUCUUAUAUAAUCGAAAAUCCUCUCGUCUAUAUUAUUGUAAAACUUUUAGCCCAAAUGGGUUGUAUUUAAAAAAAAAAGCGCCAGAGAGGUAAAGAUGUUUGGACAUGUGUUUGAAAUAUCAACUGGCUGCGUUUAGAGUGAUUUGCUCUCUGGCUAAUUUACAAAAUUCCAACAACAGAGUUCCCUUGCUAAAUUAAAAUUUAAACCAUAAAAUUUUAAAUUCAUUCUGUCAACAAUUCUUUGUAAAAAUCUGCCCAUUACAAUUUGUGAUAUUGGCUCAAAAUAGGAAGUACACAAUUAAGAAAUAUAAAUAUUUAUUUUUGUCUGAGAUUCAAUUUUUAAACUAGCCAGAGUAGAACGAUAAUAAUCUAGAAUUAUUCGUAACUUUACUUAGAUUUAGUAGCUUCGGUAAAUGUGAUAAAAAUUUAGUUCUAAGGUGUGCUUUUCUGGCAUUACACACAUAGGCAGUUCACUUCAGCAUGCAUGCUUUCUUGGAACCGUUUUCAGGUCAAUUACAAGAAAAUUUAUUAAAUACCUCUGCAAUUCCAUCUUCAAAACACCACAGUUGUAUCUAUCAAUGUAUUGUAACUGGCUGUCUGUUCCAGAGAUAUUUUAAAGUUAAUCAAACACUUUCAGAUAAAAUAAUUUAAAGAUUUAGACUUGAAAUCUUGCACGUCAGGAAGAGGCGUUCUGCAAAUUAUAAGCAUUCAGAUAAUUGAUUGUAAUGGAAAAUUAAGCAUGUUGAAAGCUGAAUGUGACGACCUGCCAUCAUCAACCUACAAUUAGUGUUUAAUGAUUAGCAUGUAAGCCAACACAUGGAUGAAUUCCGAGGAGCAGAUAUUUUUUAUACACAAUUUCUUUUACUCUAUAACUUUAUUUUGGGUUUUUUGUAACCGAGCAGCCGCCUACUUUAUCUCUUUGACAUAAGUUGUUUACUUGUUCACUUUAGAAGAAAGUAUUGCAUGGUAUUUUCCUUAUGAUUAUGUAAAUUUAAAUUCUGUGUAAGCUAGUCUAUUUAUUUCAACUUUGUAAAUCAUGCUGUUACAUUUGCAGGUAUUCACUCGAACAAGCCGAUUUUUAUUGUUUUUUGUAAAUACAUCUCUCUCAGCCCCUUUUACAAUUAGAGUUAUCUCCAUGUUUGAAAUAGCACUGUGCUAUUAUGCAGCAAGUCUAAUUGCCAUAACUCCAUCAAGUCUAUUUAUUCUCAGCCCAUUUGAUUUUUUCUUAAUUUUUAGUCGGUAACGGCAAGUAGAGGUGAAGGGUCUUUUUUAUUUUGUAUGCUACUUGAGCAACUCAUAGAUAGAAAUCUAGUUUCUCAUUUUUACACCAGCAAAGUGCUAUUUUUUUCUUUUUAAUUUGUUGUUUUUCUUCAAACAGAGUGGAAUCAAUUAAAAUGCAUUUCUACCUAGGCUUCUAUAAUACGAAUGAGCCUUCUGCAUUUUUCUCUUGUAAACAAAAACUACCGUUUUACUGUAUGAGCAUAAAAAUAUAUGAAUAUACUUGUAUUAGAAUUUUACAAAAGAACUUGACUAGUACAAAGAUUAUGGAUUGAAAAUAGAGACCAGAAUAUAGAACCAGAACAAUGCAAACCUUGCAGAACUUUUCCACUUGCUCUCAAAAUGCAUUUUAAUCCAGCCACUUCUUGAAAACAACACAAUGGGGUUUUUCUAUCUCUCCCCAGGUAUAAACUUCCUCCUUAAAUAAUGUAGAGCUGUUUGGAAAUUUUUGUUUUGAAUUGAUUUACGUGUUUAAAAGUUUUGAUCAAAAAAGCCUGUGACAAUAUAGUAUAUCAUGAUAAUUCCCUAUCCCUAAAUACUUGAAAAUUUUGUCUUUAGAUUUCAACACAAAAGUUUACAUUUUGAAGAAAAAGAAUACCUCAAGUUUUCAGAUUAUUAAAUGUAAUGAAAAAAUCAAGCCUUGAUGAUAAGAAUUAAAAGCUAAAUUUAAAUUACCGCGUUCUAGCUUAAGAAAAUUAUGAUAAUUAUGCUGUAAUUCACGUAGUUUCGCUCUGAACGGCUGCUUUAAUUGUAGGCAAUUAAACUCUUCGCUCUUAAUCCUAAGUGUAAUGCUUAAUCGACUAUUGCGUAAUAUCCAACCGACCUUGAACUUUUGACCUUUUGCCCACUAUGUGGAUUUGAUUUUGUAACAAUUGUUUUUCUGCGACCUUGCUCCGAAAUGGUCAAUAUAGUAGCUUGAUCAGUGAUGAACUUCAUUAUUUGUGAAAUGGAAAUUUGUGAUCUUUUUUAGACACCGCACUGGCUAGCGGGUUAUUCUCACGCUCGAAAUUGGUUGGUUGAAUUAAAAGUGGACUUUGAUGAGUUUGGUCGCAGAAAAAUAUGGCAUGGAAACGAUCGCGCAUCUCAAUUCAGAAAAUUAAUGCUUAAUUGUUAAGUGAAUUGAGUCGCCCAUUCUUAAUUUGUAUACCUUUUGUCAAAGGAAAUUUUCACAAAACAUUUUCGGAAAAACACUUCCCUCUUGUAUCCCCUUUUGGUAUGUUAAAAACGAAAUAAAAUUCAUGUUGAGCAUGGCAA